Priceomyces carsonii is the source of this 1335-nucleotide messenger RNA. RefSeq names its product ribose phosphate diphosphokinase subunit (gene PRS5). The coding region runs from base 1 to 1335 and encodes 444 amino acids. Gene Ontology annotation, biological process: ribonucleoside monophosphate biosynthetic process; 5-phosphoribose 1-diphosphate biosynthetic process; purine nucleotide biosynthetic process. NCBI's taxonomy places the organism in Eukaryota, Fungi, Ascomycota, Pichiomycetes, Serinales, Debaryomycetaceae. Gene Ontology annotation, molecular function: magnesium ion binding; ribose phosphate diphosphokinase activity. The record is from RefSeq and is a predicted model, not a curated record. The transcript has a single exon. Gene Ontology annotation, cellular component: cytoplasm; ribose phosphate diphosphokinase complex.
AUGAGAAAUCUUGUAGUUUUGGGAGGAUCAUCGCAUCCAGAACUUACCCAUUCGAUAUGUCGGAACUUGACUUUGAGACAAGGAGUAGUAGAUUCAAAGAAGUUUUCAAAUGGUGAGACUAGCAUUGAAAUUGAAGACUCCAUGAGGGAGAAGGACGUUUUCAUUGUUCAAUCAGGCUGUGGUGACGUUAAUGAUAACUUCAUAGAAUUAUUGAUUAUGAUUGCAGCAUGCAAGACUGCAAGUGCAAAGAGAGUGACAGCUGUAUUACCUGUUUUUCCAUAUUCAAGGCAGCCUGACGUCCCUCAUGCGGCCUCAUUGACAGGGGCGCCAUCUAUUAUGACAACAAAGGACCAAUACACGUAUGAAAGUUUACCUGGUACUCCACGUUACAUGUCGCAAAACGAUUACGAUAUCCCUAAUAUGCCUACCCCACCACCAUUGAAUAUUAACAGUAAUAAUUUAUUAGAAAAGGCGGCAGCUAAUAACAUGAGACAACAACCAUCUACAAAUCCUAAUGAUGCUACUUCAGCUUUUAAGGCAACAUCCAUUAUGACAAAUUCUGCAUCUCCAAAUAUAGCUUCGGUCGAUGUCUACGGUAAGACUGACAGUGGCUACAAGCAAUGGAUUUCUCCCAACGGAACCUUAAUAGCAAAUUUAUUAACUACUGCUGGAGCAGAUAGAUGCAUCACCAUGGAUUUGCAUGAUCCCCAGUUCCAAGGUUUCUUUGAUAUUCCUGUCGACAAUUUAUAUUCAAGGCCAUUGUUGAAGCAUUACAUUGUCGACUACAUUCCGAAUUAUCAAGAAUGUGUGAUUGUUUCACCUGAUAGUGGUGGUGCUAAAAGAGCUACGAGCGUUGCUGAUGCAUUGGGAUGCUCUUUUGCACUUAUUCACAAAGAAAGAAGGGCAAAAGCUGCUUCUGUUCCUCCCUCAUCGGCUGCCUCUAAUACUAUUACAACACAACCUAGAAACCCUUCAGCAAUGGUAGCUACAACAAUGUUAGUUGGGGAGGUGAAGGAUAGGGUAUGCGUAUUAGUGGAUGACUUGGUCGAUACUUCGUACACUAUUACAAGAGCUGCAAAAUUGUUGAAAGAUCAGGGUGCAAGAUAUGUUUACGCAUUAGUCACGCACGGUAUAUUUAGUGGGGACGCUAUCAAUAGGAUUAAUAAGUCUGCAAUCGAUAAAGUUAUUACGACUAAUUCUGUUCCGCAGCUUGAGACUAUGCGAUCACUUGACUCCAAAUUCGAAGUUCUAGAUGUGUCAAGAAUAUUUGCAGAAGCUAUAAGACGAAUCCACAACGGUGAGUCAGUUUCCAUGUUAUUCGAUCAUGGAUGGUAA